CCUACACAGAUAUGAUUUUCUGCUUUGACAGUCUCCAUUCCAUAAGCCACUGCAUGAACUGUCAAAUCCUGUUUGUCACAACUCCACCACAUCAUUGUCAUCCUCUGGACAACAUCCAUGUCACAUAUUUUCCGUCUAACUUUUUAAAAACAAAGCACCGAAGGAAAAUGGUUGGGAAGUCCCUGAUUGCUGGUCUGGUGGUCCUUGUGGUGGCUGCAGUGAGCCUGUUCCUCGGGGUGUUCAUUGGCUUGGAGAAGAACAACACACCUCUGCCCUUGGACCACUUCUACUCCAAGGCUGCUGUGGCUGCUGAUGCUGGGAAGUGUUCAGAAGUGGGGAGGGACAUUCUGAAGAAAAAGGGAUCAGCUGUGGAUGCAUCUAUCGCUGCCUUGCUGUGUGUCGGCCUCCUGAACGCUCACAGCAUGGGCAUCGGUGGGGGCCUCUUCUUCGUCAUCUAUAACGCAUCCACAGGGAGGGUGGAAACUAUUGAUGCGAGGGAAACAGCGCCCAUGAACGCCACUGAAGACAUGUUUGGCAACAACACCAAGCUCUCUCGUACAGGUGGAUUAUCCAUAGCCAUUCCUGGGGAGAUCCGCGGUUAUGAGAUGGCACACAAGCGGCAUGGCCGGCUGCCAUGGAAGGACCUGUUUGAGCCCAGCAUUGCCUUGGCUCGUCAUGGCUUCCCUAUAGGAAAAGCUUUGGCUCACGCCAUCUUCAAGAGCAGAGAUUCCAUUCAGAAGGACGCCAACAUGUGUGAAGUGUUUUGUGAUUCUGAAAAAAACAUCCUGAAGGAAAAUGAUAUUGUUCGAUUUCCAAAGCUGGCCGACACUUACCAAAGAAUAGCAGAGGAGGGUCCGGAUGUGUUUUAUAAUGGAUCAAUGGCUCGGAGCAUUGUUGAGGACAUCCAGGCAGCAGGUGGCAUCAUCACCCUGGAUGAUUUAUCAGAGUACCAGCCUGUGCUGAAUGAAAACCCUCUGAGGCUCAACGUUGGGGAAUACACCAUGCAUGUCCCAAACGCCCCCUCCAGUGGGCCUGUGCUGGCGCUCAUUCUCAACAUAGUGGAUGGAUAUAAUUUCACAGACACCAGUGUCUCAACAGCAGAGCAAAAGACUCUGACGUACCAUCGUAUUGUGGAGGCUUUUCGUUUUGCUUAUGCCAAGAGGAGCAGACUGGGCGACCCACGUUAUCUCAAUAUUACUGAUCUCAUCCACAACAUGACCUCAGAUUUCUUCGCUGACGGCAUAAGGAGCAAAAUAACAGAUGACACCACUCACCCAGACAGCUACUAUGAGCCUGACUAUUUUGUCCCAGACAACCACGGCACGGCUCAUCUGUCGGUCAUAGCUGAGGACGGAAGCGCUGUGGCAGCCACCAGCACCAUAAAUCUAUAUUUUGGUUCCAAAGUCAUGUCUCGAUCCACUGGGAUCAUUUUCAACGAUGAAAUGGACGACUUCAGCUCCCCACACAUGACCAAUGGGUUUGGAAUCCCUCCUUCACCAAAUAAUUUCAUUCAACCAGGCAAGAGGCCGCUGUCUUCCAUGUGUCCCACUAUCAUCUUUGACAAAGAGAACAGAGUGAAAAUGGUCGUGGGAGCCUCGGGGGGCACUAAAAUCACCACGGCCACUGCCUUAGUCAUCCUGAACUCUUUGUUUUUUAACUAUGACCUAAAGAAAGCUGUGACCGAGCCACGAGUUCACAAUCAGCUCAACCCAAACAUGACUGUAGUGGAGCAGGGCUUUGAAAAGAGUGUCCUGGAGGGUCUGGUCCAGAAGAACCAUGUCACACAGCUGCUAAGGAUUCCAGACUCUGUGGUCCAAGCGGUGGUGCGUCAGGGACAGCAUCUCUGUGCGGAGUCCGACCCCAGGAAAGGAGGCUAUCCAGCGGGAUACUGACCAUAACUUCAGGUCCUUUGCUCCUGCUCCCUGUUCUCUCAGCCUGGACACUCUCCUAAAAGACACUCGGACAGAGACACAGAUCUGUCUGCACUGAAAACCAAGCAGUGUUUAAGCUACGGAGACACCACUCCAAAACGACUGCAUUCCAAAACCUCUUUUACUCAAACUCAAUUAUUCAGCAAUACUUCUUGUUCUGGCAUUAAUGUUGAGUUUUGAAGUAAAGAAAGAGGAUGCUCCUA
Notolabrus celidotus (New Zealand spotty) is the source of this 2134-nucleotide messenger RNA. RefSeq names its product gamma-glutamyltransferase 1a (gene ggt1a). The transcript is spliced from 14 exons. Gene Ontology annotation, molecular function: glutathione gamma-glutamate hydrolase. Gene Ontology annotation, cellular component: plasma membrane. The record is from RefSeq and is a predicted model, not a curated record. NCBI's taxonomy places the organism in Eukaryota, Metazoa, Chordata, Actinopteri, Labriformes, Labridae. The coding region runs from base 12 to 1892 and encodes 626 amino acids. Gene Ontology annotation, biological process: glutathione catabolic process; peptide modification; regulation of inflammatory response.